This is a messenger RNA of Pelobates cultripes (western spadefoot toad), 465 nucleotides long. The record is from the annotation of a GenBank genome assembly. Lineage: Eukaryota; Metazoa; Chordata; Amphibia; Anura; Pelobatidae.
AUGGACCCCUCACUGGAUACCUCAUCGUGGCAUAGCAGCAUACCGCAGAGGGAAAUCCGAGGCAUACAGAAAGCCCUCCGACGCUUAAGAUUAGUGGACUGCUGGAGAGAGCUGCACAUCAUGGUAAAGGACUAUACACACUAUUCGGGGGUCCACGCGAGAUACUUAAGGAUUUAUUUCCUGUUCCUCCAACAUGAAUUACUAGCAAAGUUGCAAAGAGCUGAUAUUGAAGCUGCUACCUGGUCAGACCACAGGUCGGUACUUAUGGAGCUGGACACACCACUCUCACGACCCAAAACCAUGAGCUGGAGACUCAACAAAUCCCUGCUGAUGGACAUAGUAAUCAGGGAGCAGAUUGCCCAGGCCCUGGAGUCCUACUUCUCCGUCAAUGUAACGGGGGAGACCUCCGACGCCACCAUCUGGGAAGCUGAUAAGAGUGCCCGAGGGGUUUCAUUAUCCAACUAG